This is a messenger RNA of Dentiscutata erythropus, 249 nucleotides long. The record is from the annotation of a GenBank genome assembly. NCBI's taxonomy places the organism in Eukaryota, Fungi, Glomeromycota, Glomeromycetes, Diversisporales, Gigasporaceae.
AUGAUAAAAAUCACACCUUCAAACACAAUGACACCGAAGCAACCUACCCGUUGUUCAAAUGAAGCUAAACUAAAAGAAAAAAUUAUAAAAUACUUAUCUUAUUGCAAAAUUCCAACUCAAGCUCCAUAUUCCAGCAUCUCAGCAAAGCUAGCCCAUUCUGCAAGAUUCCAGUUUCAAAAGCAUCUAAAAACAACAACACCAAAGCAACCACGAAAGCUUCAAAAUGAUGAUGCUGAAACGACAAAAUAA